This is a messenger RNA of Halichondria panicea, 1888 nucleotides long. RefSeq names its product protein FAM178B-like. The record is from RefSeq and is a predicted model, not a curated record. NCBI's taxonomy places the organism in Eukaryota, Metazoa, Porifera, Demospongiae, Suberitida, Halichondriidae. The coding region runs from base 26 to 1789 and encodes 587 amino acids. The transcript has 3 exons.
CCCACCCACCAAACUUGGGUUGCGCAUGCGCAGAAAUGACGGCAUGGCUGGACUGCUAGAAGAUUCAGACUCGAACUCUGGUGAGAGCUUGAGGUCCAUAGAAAGUGAUGAAGACCCUCUUCUGCCCUCAUAUGCAGAUGUCAUCCGUUCACCUUCUAAAAAAAUUAAGGUUGAACCACCUGCUGUCAAGAUACCCGGACCCAUAUCCUCAUUGCUGAUCGGCUCUACCCAAUGUAGUCCAUCACAUGACAGUAUACCUCCACCUCCACCUCCACCUCCACCCCCCCUUGAAGACUCCCUUCAAGACUCCCUUGAAGACUCCCCUCUGAAGAUGGGUCAUGAUCACAAGAAGGCUAUAAAGAAAGGAGAGAAACUAUCCAAGAAGAUGAGGCAGCUAUCCGAGAGUGGCAGGAUGAGGAAAGAUAUGACAGAAAAAUUGGAGAAGUACAAGUCCCAAGGAGGUAUUCUCGGGUUGAGCAAGAUACUGGAGGACCAGGGCCCAGAAGAAGAUGAAUUAUUAGACAAUGUCGGACUCUCAUCACUUGACUCUGACUCUGUUUCCGAGCUACCAAAGUUGGACUCCAUUGACGAUACGCCCUCUCUCCCUCUAAAUCCACCGGGGAAGUCCCUGUUCGUCAACCCCCCUUUGCUGAUUGAAGAAUUGUAUCCCCCAUGUGCUGAAAUAACUCCCCAGGAAGGACCACUAGAAGGCAUGAAGCGAAUGUUACUCUCCCAAGAUUCAACGGAGGGGUUAACUCUACUGCUUACGAGUGAAUGGCUUGGACUGUGUUACAAAGAGAACCCAUGCCCUUUGUCUAUAUGGCAGUGGCUGUUCCAGAUCAUGUGCCGAUCAUGUGAUCAGCUCCUCUCCAAAGGAGCUUUCUCGAACCUUGUCGAUCUUGUCAAAAGAGCUAAAGCAAUUAAUCAAGUUGACUCAAUAUUUUCUCCAUCUAUGGCUGACGUUAUUGAUAUCCUAGUAACCUUAGGUGUUGACAGAGAGAGAUUAUCGAGAAACGACCUCCCUCAUCAAGAAAAUGACAAUGUAUUUGAAUCAUCGCAAUCGAUCUUUGUUAACCUCUGUCUACUUCUUCGUUAUUUGAGACUGUGUGUGGAGACAUGCCCCGAACACUACACUGUGGAGGAGCUAGAAGAAUUGAUUAUGAUCAUUUUCAAUAUUUCUCUCGAUACGAAUGUCCACCAAGAAGUGAUACCUCACGAUAUUACAGUCUGUAUUGGAUCUCUCGUUACAGCUAUUCCAUCUUCCCACUGGGCAUGCUCAGUAGAACGCUUAGCUUCCAGCUUAUCCACCCUGAGUGUACAUCACCAUGACAAACUGUACAUUGCAAGGUUGAUCACUGGAAUGACUGACAGACUGUCUACUCUGCAAUUUUCUGUUUGCAGAAAAAGUAUCGAAUCUUUACUCGCAAAAAUGCCUUCGACAAGUACACAAACAAGCACCGAAUUUGCAAGAUCGAUACUGGUGUACUAUUAUAGUCUGAAAUCUCCGAAUUUUGAUUACGAAAUGUGCUACAAAACACGAUCAAUUCUGGCCAUGCUGUCUCUCUUCAUGAACAUUUCUCGACUGGUGUGGAGUGACUCGAAAUUAGAGAAGGAAUUUGCGCAGCUAUUGGGUGUAUUGUCGGACAAGGUGCGUGACCACCCUAACUAUCCGGAAAGAGGAGUUGUGAAAGAUUUGCUUAUACAAAUGAAGCUCGAAUUUGAAGGACAGAAAAGCAUCAAAAGACAAACUGGCAUGAAUGCAUAUACAACGUAUAAAAAUGACCUCUAACUGUUAUUGUCAUAAUUGACCUUACAAUUUCAGCAAUAAAAUUAAUUCCUUUCCUACUGCAUUACUUUAUACUCUUUAUCAAUUAUAACAAUGUUGUUC